Messenger RNA from Batrachochytrium dendrobatidis JAM81, 1336 nucleotides. RefSeq lists its product as uncharacterized. Gene Ontology annotation, cellular component: heterotrimeric G-protein complex. The transcript is spliced from 7 exons. Gene Ontology annotation, molecular function: GTPase activity; guanyl nucleotide binding; G protein-coupled receptor binding. The record is from RefSeq and is a predicted model, not a curated record. Gene Ontology annotation, biological process: adenylate cyclase-modulating G protein-coupled receptor signaling pathway. Bases 86 to 1201 code for a protein of 371 amino acids. Lineage: Eukaryota; Fungi; Chytridiomycota; Chytridiomycetes; Rhizophydiales.
AGAUUGUCUGAUUCUAAACUGACCGCUUCAACUAAAAUACCAACUUUUCCCCUUGCCCAGAUAGGUGCGUUGUCAUAGUUUUACAAUGAAGCCUGAAGACCAGUCUAUUCAAAGCAUUUUAGCUGCACAGAAUCGCCACUCUUUAGAAAUUGACCGGCAGAUUGAAAUUGACAGGCUGCGUCGGAAUAAAAUAAAGGAAGAGGUGCAUGUUCUCAUUUUAGGCAGCGGGGAUAGUGGGAAAACCACCUUUCUAAAGCAAAUUAAGAUUCUGUAUGGUGGUGCCUAUAAGGAAACAGAACGAAAAGCUUGUCGUUUUCAGAUUCUGAAAAACAUACGCGAGUCGGUAAUGGCCAUAAUCGCCUUUUUGAAUUUUGACGGGAGCAUGGACGAUUUCUCCCAUUUAAAAAAAAGUAUCCAAGUAGUAUCAGAGCAUCUUAAACAGCAAGAACCAGAUGGAGUAUGCAAUAUAUCAGCAAAUUGUGCUGUAGAGAUUGAAAUGCUUUGGAAAGAUCCCAAAUUGCAAGAGUAUUUAAAAGAAUUGGAUAGAACAGAGCUUCAACUUCAAGAUACUGCAGGAUACUUUCUCUCCCAGGCAUCAAAAUAUAUUCCUGAAAGUUAUCUUCCUGUCAACGAUGAUAUUGUUCGCAUUCGUAGUCCAACAUCACAAAUCACAGAAAGCAUUUACACCAUAGAAGGAUCUGUUUUUCACUUUUUUGACGUUGGUGGUCAGCUGAAACAUCGUAAACAAUGGGCACCUUACUUUGAUCACGUCAGUACAAUCAUUUUUGUCGUGUCUCUGGCUUGCUACGAUCAAAAUCUUGCUGAAGAUGCAACAGUCAAUCGAAUGCACGAUGCACUUGAGCUAUUUGAAGGUGUAUGCAAUAAUCCACUUUUGAAAAAAAUAUCAGUGACACUUUUUUUAAACAAGAAGGACCUUUUCGAGACAAAAAUAGCAACCGUUCCAAUCAACAAUUACUUUCCAGAUUUUCUAGAAUUGAACACUACUUUAAAGAAAGGUUCUAAAUUCUUUGAUAGAAAGUUCCGGUAUACUCUUUUGGACGAUGAAACAGGAUCAGAUCACCAGCGUAACGUGUUUACAUACGUUACAUGCUGUACAGAUACGAAUACAAUGGAGAUUAUUAUUCUCACCGUAAUGAGCUCUAUUAUGCAAAAAAAUUUGAGCUCGAUUGGACUCCAGUAACCUCAAGUACAAUAUACUGAUGGAUUUAUAAAUGCAGUCUCGAGUCAUUUUUUAUUUGCAGGAUUCUUUGGAGUGGUUGAUACCUUUCAUUAAAAAUGAAUUUAUGGGUUUUAUUUGACUCGUGGUCAUAAAUAA